Molecule: messenger RNA, 2843 nt
Organism: Scleropages formosus (Asian bonytongue)
Lineage: Eukaryota; Metazoa; Chordata; Actinopteri; Osteoglossiformes; Osteoglossidae
Gene: mst1
Product: macrophage stimulating 1
Exons: 18
Coding region: 149-2410 (753 amino acids)
Biological process (GO): proteolysis; regulation of receptor signaling pathway via JAK-STAT
Molecular function (GO): receptor tyrosine kinase binding; serine-type endopeptidase activity
Source: RefSeq, a predicted model, not a curated record
CCCUCCGGUGCAGGUUCACCACUACCAUUACAGUCAGUGCCGUUUGCGGCCGGGUGUUCCCGCUUUUCCCCAAACGCAACAAAGAGAAAUUUCCGGUCAGCUCAGGGGAGACGGGAGGGCCGGGAGCGACUCGAGUAUAGAGGUCGGCAUGGAUUUAUCGAACGGUCCGGGCAGCGCAGUACUGCCCUUCACAGCGCAGAGCCGAGUGGCGCUGUCAGUGUCGGACAUCCGCAGCAGCGCUCCCGCACCUCGCAGCGCACCUCCAAUGAGUGCCUUCGCGUUUACGCUGCUUUUGCUGUGUGCUUUUACCAUCCACGGCGGACAGCCCAAAGAGUACCGGAGCCCCCUCAAUGACUUCCAACGCUCCGAAGGUCGUGAGUUGGUACCCAAAGCUUGGAAUGCGGAUCGCAUUGUGCAGCUGCCGGGACUCUCUCUGGAAGAGUGUGCAAAGCGGUGUUCUCUGACACUGGACUGCAGGGCUUUCAACUAUGAGACACGUCCAUCUGUUACCUGCAAACAGCUUCCUUGGGUAAGGGAUGAGGACACGGCAGAGGUGAAGAGAAACGUCAACUGUGACCUGUAUGAGAAAAAAGACUAUGUGCGACGCUGCAUUGUGGAUGAUGGGAAGACCUAUCGAGGCAAAGUGUCCAAGACAGAGAGCGGGCGUGACUGCCAACAGUGGUGGUCCAAGUUUCCACAUGACCACAGGUGGACACCCUCUCCCACCAAUGGUCUGGAGCUUAACUACUGCCGGAACCCGGAUGGGGAUCGCAUCGGACCCUGGUGCUACACCACUGAUCCGGAGCGCCGCUACGAGAGCUGCAACAUCCCCCGGUGUGAGGACGAGGUGUGUGUUACCUGUAAUGGAGAGGACUACAGGGGUCAGGUGGACCACACAAAGUCAGGUCGAGAAUGCCAGCGCUGGGACCAGCAAUAUCCGCACCAGCACAUCUAUCAGCCUGAGAAAUACCCUGACAAGAGCCUGGAUGACAACUACUGCCGCAACCCCGAUGCCUCGCCAUUUCCCUGGUGCUACACCAUGGACCCGGACAAGGAUCGCGAGGAGUGCCACAUCAGCAAGUGCUCAAAGAUCCCUAUAAAGCGCUCCCGCUCCAGCUAUACCACACACUGCUUCCGUGGCCGUGGCGAAGACUACCGCGGCAAAGUGAAUGAGACGACAUCGGGCAUCCCCUGUCAGCGCUGGGAUGCCCAGCACCCCCAUAAUCACCCCUUCUACCCACAGACCUACGAGUGCAAAGGCCUGGAUGAAAACUACUGCCGAAACCCAGAUGGUUCGGAGGCUCCCUGGUGUUUCACGUCAGUGCCGGAGAUGAGAACGGCGCUCUGUCUGCAGAUUAAGCGAUGUGCUGACGACAUCGAAGCCGAAGACUGCUACCAUGAGAAUGGCAAAAACUACAGAGGGAUGGUCCGCAAAACUCGCAAGGGGAUCAUCUGCCAGAAAUGGAGUGUCAACACACCGCACAAAACAAAAAUAAAUCCAACAACACACCCCAAUGCCAACUUGACGGAUAAUUACUGCCGGAACCCAGAUGGAGACCAACAUGGUCCCUGGUGCUACACCACCGACCCCAAGACAGAGUUCGACUACUGCGCCAUCAAGCACUGCGCUGGGGAAAAGCCUCCCAUCAUCAAGCCAGCAGAGAACGUGGUGUUUAAUGAGUGUGGCAAGCGAGAUGAUCGUUUGGAAAACCCUAAGCUUCGCAUUGUUGGUGGAACCCCAGGCAACUCACCCUGGACUGUGAGUCUGCGAGACAGGAAGGGAAAACACUUCUGCGGAGGAUCCCUAGUGAACUCCAGAUGGGUGAUCAGCACCAAGCAGUGUUUUUCCUCCUGUUACGUAGACCUGACAGGCUACUCUGCCAUGAUGGGAACCAUCUUCCGAGACCCCAAAGAGAAGGACCCACAGCAGCAGAACAUUGCUCUCAAUAAGAUUGUGUGUGGACCGUCCGAGUCGCACCUGGUGAUGUUGCAGCUUGAGAGCCCAGCACAGUUUAACGAGCGUGUGUCUCAGAUCUGCCUGCCCCCAGAACGCUACAUGGUCCCAGAGGGUACGAAGUGUGAGAUUGCAGGCUGGGGGGAGACAAAAGGAACUGCAGAUGACAUGGUCCUCAACGUGGCCAACUUGAGUGUGCUGAGCAACAAGGAGUGCAACAAGUACUUCCGCGGUCGCGUCAAGGAGAAUGAGAUGUGCACUACAUCCUUUUACGGUGGCGUGGGGGCAUGUGAGAAAGACUACGGGGGACCCCUAGCCUGUCAAAACAGUGACUGCUGGGUGCUAGAGGGUGUCAUCAUCCCCAUGCGACGCUGUGGCCACCCGGGCCAGCCCAACAUUUUCAUUCGUGUGUCUGUUUAUGUCGACUGGAUCAAGAAGGUCAUGGAGAUGGCAUAGGUGCUGUGUUGUCAUCUGUGGGCCGGAAUCAGACAUAACCACCCCCAGAUUGCUUGCGCCACAGAAGGUACAUUUGGAUUUUAAUGGAGCCUCACAUGCAUGCUUUCCCAAGAUGACAUGAUGGUUCUGAUGGACUUGAUUGAUGUUCCAGUUUUUGUGUGUGUGUGUGUGUGUGUGUGUGUGUGUGUGUCAGUAUGUUUCUUGCUGUAUAUCUGUGUGCAUGUUUUGUGUGCUUGAAUCCAUUCAAAUGAUUUGCGAGCCAUGGGAAGCUGCACCUGCUGUAAAUUGUGGUAAACAAUCUGGAUUUGUUGACAAAAUUAUUCCUGGAGUACACGUUGCUAAAACUGAUAGAAACUCAAUAUGAAAAGUCCAUAAACUUGAAUUUUUGUCCCUUAUUCAUCUGCAUAUCUGCUGUUUUUGAUCAUUUUGAUCU